This is a messenger RNA of Emericellopsis cladophorae, 2484 nucleotides long. RefSeq names its product Chitin synthase-like protein. NCBI's taxonomy places the organism in Eukaryota, Fungi, Ascomycota, Sordariomycetes, Hypocreales, Bionectriaceae. The record is from RefSeq and is a predicted model, not a curated record. The transcript is spliced from 3 exons. Gene Ontology annotation, cellular component: cell septum; cell periphery. The coding region runs from base 1 to 2484 and encodes 827 amino acids. Gene Ontology annotation, molecular function: chitin synthase activity.
AUGGGUUAUGCUACAGAUCGAAGAUCCCAGAGCAGGCUCUCUGCGGCCAUGGACCAAGAUGGCCUUGUGCAAAACACCAAGGACUCCCGCACGCAACCAUUGGCACAAGACGACUUGCAACCACCUAGGUUCACCGCGAACCGCCAGUACAUUGCUCCCGGUAGGCCAGCCAAGGCCUCGCAAUGGGAGUGUGAGGAGUUGGAUGCGAGCUCAUCGCGGAGACAAGCCUCCGGCGGCAACCCCUUUGAAGAUUAUGAGGAGUCGUCAGAAGGGACGCAACCGUCCGCCACCGUGUCGACCAGGACAUCCAUCGGCCAGACGCCUGAUACCGCCGAUGUGUUCCAGGCGCAUGCCGCCAGCAGCCACCGCGACUACUUCAAACCUCGGUCGCCUCCUGCAAGGGACGUCCAACGACCAGGUAGCUCAGCUAGCAAUGCUCGACGCCUGGGGAGGGCAUCGCGCUUCUCGGACGAGCGCAGCAGCAGCGUGUCUUCCCGACCGGAGUCGUCAGAAGCCGCGGUGGCGGCGGAGCCGGCAAUUACUGCUCUGCCGCAGGCUCAUCUUCAGUCAUCUACCCAACCUACCCAGCAGACCGACGCUACAUCAGGCCCAUCGUCUGCAGCCGCCAUCAAAGAAGCCAGUGACGUGCAGCGGGCGACCGACAAGAUCAUCCAGCGAGGCAAGCGCAAGAUCACCUUCCAAAAGUAUCUCUUCACGUUUGGUCUCAUCUGCCUGAACACGCUCUUCAUCUUCUCUUCCUGGUACUGGUCGCGUUACUACUAUGUAUACCUGCCGUUCAUCAUGUUCCCACUGGCGCUCAACUGCACCAUGAUUGUCUCUCUCAUGGUGUUCAAGCUUCGCAACGUUGUUCGACCUGAACGCAUCAUCGAGCCUGACCACACGGAAGACCUGGUCUACAUCAUGCCCUGCUACAACGAGACGUUUGAAGAGUGCAGCCACUCGAUCGACUCGCUCGUGGACCAGGUAGGCAUUGAGCACCACAAGCGGGGCAUUAUGGUGGUUUGCGACGGGCGUGUGCGCGGGCCCGGGAUGGAGAAGACGACCGGCGACUAUCUGUUGGAAGAUAUCUUUGUCGACCGCACCCAUCACGAGAGGAUCCGCGGCGCAUACCGGGGAUGGAACGGCAUGAGCAUAGACAUUGAGGUAUCGCGCGGCCACUACAAGGGCGUGCCGUACUACUGUAUCGUCAAGGAGCAGAACCAAGGCAAGCGUGACAGUCUGAUCGUGAUCCGCUCGUUCCUCCACAAGUUCAACCAGCGGCGAGACAGCCCGUCGCACAUCUUCUCCCCGGAGUUCUUCCACUCCAUGACCAGCUGGCUGACCGAGUCCGUCCAGGUCGACCAGGUGGAUCAUCUGGUGGGCAUGGACGCCGACACCAUCUUUGACAAGCACUGUGUGGCCCAGUUGCUCAAAGAGUCCAAGUAUCCCAACACGGUGGGCGUCUGUGGCUUUGUGGCCGUCGACUUUUCAGGCGGCAACUGGAACAUCUGGCGCCUCUACCAAAACGCCGAGUACACCAUUGCGCAGUGCUUGCGGCGCCUUCACCAGUCCAUGGUCACCAAGAAGGUCUCAUGCCUGCCUGGCUGCUGCCAGCUGCUCAAGAUCUGCGAGUACACGUGUGGCGACAAGGUCCUGGUGGAGCUGUUUGGAUACCACCCUGCUCCCAUGGAUGGCAUGCUCAAGCAGGUACGGGCGACGGCGUCUGAAGACCGUAAUCAUGUCUGUCUAAUGCUCACGACCCAUCCGGAGGCGCAGACCCGCCAGGCCCUCCGCGCGCACGCAUACACGGACGUGCCCAAGACAUGGAGCGUCUUCCUUUCGCAGCGUCGGCGCUGGACACUGGGCGCGACGAGCAACGACCUCUUGCUCCUGCUGUCACGCCACUGCCAAUGGUUCGAGCGCAUCCUGGCCCUCUGCAACGUCCUGGUUUGGUGCCUCUGCGCGUUCAUUGUGGCGGCGAUUGGCUGCAUGAUUGUUGCCUUCAUGUCCCAGCCCUGGUGGAUUAUCAUGGCCUUUGCGAGCGUCAUGAUCAUCCCGCUCCUCUACUACAUUAUGAUUGCCGUGUGGCACCCACGCACCAUGCGCGAGCGGGUACAGUACCUCGCCGGGCUGGCCGUCUUUGUCAUCUGCGGGCCUUUCCUCAACAUUUUUGUCAUGCUCUUUGCUGUCCGGAACAUGGACAGCUUCGGGUGGGGCAAGACGCGUCUCGUCGUGGCCGAGGAGGUCAAGGAGAAGAUGGCCGCGGACAGCAACGAUACCCAAAACAGCCAUCCUGGACCCAGGUCUUUGGGCGCCAGCACCGGAAAUGCACUGAAUGAAAAGAAGACGGCCCCUGCCGACGCACCGCAGCCUCUGCUGACCGACCGACCGCAUGAUGAAGAGGCUGCACUGGACACGCUCUUUGCAAGGCCACAAGCAGCGCAUGCACCAGUCGCAUCACCCGCAUCCGUGGCCGCACGAUGA